Molecule: messenger RNA, 4885 nt
Organism: Mya arenaria
Lineage: Eukaryota; Metazoa; Mollusca; Bivalvia; Myida; Myidae
Product: N-fatty-acyl-amino acid synthase/hydrolase PM20D1.2-like
Exons: 11
Coding region: 65-1591 (508 amino acids)
Biological process (GO): amino acid metabolic process
Molecular function (GO): hydrolase activity, acting on carbon-nitrogen (but not peptide) bonds, in linear amides
Source: RefSeq, a predicted model, not a curated record
CACAAGCGAAAAUGUAGUCCUUUUUGGCUUUUAUUUUCUCGAAGUUUUUAACGUUAAUUAAAAAAUGUCAUUCGCUAAAAAGUUUUUAUUUACAAUCUCUUUUGUGUUUUUAAGCUUAGUUGCUAUUGUUCUUAUACGAACCUUUACCUUAAAUGUAAGGAAUAUUGAUGUAUCUGAGUGCACCUCAUCUGAUGCAGAUUUUAUUGAAGUGGGGAUUCAUUCAGAUGCAUUAAAAAGAUUUAGAGAAGCAUUAAGGAUAAAGACGGUUGCAAGAGAACCUCACGAUUAUAAUUCAGCAGAAUUACUACAGCUGGUAGAUUAUAUAAUUGCAGCGUAUCCAACUGUACACGAGUCACCCCUGGUGCAGUAUGAGGUUGUUGCUAACCUUAGCUUGUUAUACACUGUGAAAGGCGAGGACCCGACCCUCACCCCCUACCUGCUGAUGGCUCACCUUGAUGUGGUGCCUGCAGAGCCUGAGAAAUGGGAGGCCGACCCAUUCAGUGCAGAUAUCAUUGGAGACUUUGUGUAUGCAAGGGGAACAAUUGAUUUUAAGCAUGGAGUUAUGGGAAUACUGGAAGCACUGAACUACUAUGUUUCUCUAGGAAGAGCACCGGAAAGAGGAUUCUAUGUUGCCUUCGGACAUGAUGAAGAGGUGACAGGUCUGGAUGGUGCCAAGGCGAUCAGUGAGGUGCUGUGGAAGCGAGGGGUGCGCAAGUUUGAGUUCAUUGUGGAUGAGGGCCUCACAGUCACCAAUCAGAUCAUCCCAGGCAUGACCAGCCAAACUGCACUGGUGGGUACAUCAGAGAAGGGCCAGGUGUUUCUUGAGUUGAAGGUGCUGGGUGAGGCUGGUCAUUCCUCCAUGCCCCCUCCUGAGUCACCCAUCGGCAUCCUAGCUGCUGCAGUCUCAAAGCUUGAGAGAAACCCCCUACCCAGCAUGCUCGGCUACGGCCCAGAGAGGGAGACAUUUGAACAUUUGGCGCCUUAUAUGCAGUUUCCAUACAAAGUUGUCAUGUGUAAUCUGUGGUUAUUUAAGCCCGUUAUUUCUUGGGUGAUGUCUAGAAAACCAGCCACCAACGCAAUCAUCCGUACAGUGACUGCUGUUACCAUGUUCAAUGCUGGAAUUAAGAUAAAUGUGAAUGCCCCCGAGGCAACGGCCUAUGUGAACCACAGGAUCCAUCCAGCACAGUCCAUCCAAGAGGUUGUUGACUAUGACAGAGGUAUAAUCAAUGAUGAGCGAGUGCAGAUCAAAGUGAUUGCCUCCAUGGAUCCCCAUCCAAUAGCACUGAGUGGAGAGGAGGAUUUUGGCUACCAGACAGUGAAGAACAGCAUAAGACAGAUCUGGAACAACACAUAUGUAGCUCCAGGCACAAUGAUAGGAAACACAGACACCAAGCACUACCUGCGUAUGACGCACAAUGUGUACCGGUUUAGUCCAACCGUGAUGUAUCCGCCUGACGUGAAGCGUUUCCAUGGCGACAAUGAGCGCAUCUCUAUUAAAAACUACGAGCAGGCUGUGAACUUUUACUACCACUUGAUGGUCAAUGCAAACAAGGCUGUCGUGGAACCCAGCCAUAUACAUGGGGAACUCUGAUGCAUUUAUUCAUGUGUACAAAACAUUCCAUAGCGACAAUUAAACAAAAACCAAUAAAUUUUAACAAGCACACCUAAAUGCUUAAUAUCCAGAAGAAACUUAAUACACUAUUAUAUUAUUUAGAUUCCAAAGCAAGUUAUUAUUGUAAUAUAUGUAUUUAUAUAUGUGUAUAUUCAAGGGCUGUGCAAUAAGCCAUAUUUGUUUCAUGCUCAAGGGAAAGCAAUGCAUGAAUAUUCACAUGUGUCCCAAUCAUAAUUAUAUAGAAUAAGUAAUAGGGUAAGUUUGUGACUCAAUAUGGGAUAUAUUGGGCAAAGGAAACCAUAUUGGCUGAGAGCCAAGCUCGGACCCUUAUAUGGUAUGUGUACCCCAUAUAUUCUAUUUGGGUCACCUACUAAUCCUGUAAUGUAUAUGUCAUGUUGACAACCUGUUUACAUCAAUAAAGACACCAACACUAUCUCAGAAAUGUUUCAUGUAUUCAUCUGAAUCAGAAAAUAGAAGCAUUUUUGGUACGAUAUAAAGAUAAGAGACCCAAUAUAGGGUCACUGUGUGACCAGUGGCGCUGUUUUAUUGGAGUUGGAGGCGUGAUAUAAUCAUUAAUGUUUCAAAUCCUAGCAAUACUGUGAUAUCCAGCCUAUUGUCAUCUUCUGAAAUCGUCUGCAAUUCUGUUGAGUUGUUUCUCUUGCAUAUAUAUAUAUAUUUAUACGUACAUGGAUUGUACUUGUGUACUCAAGAUGGCUGAAAUAGGUUAUUUUAACAUGCAUGAUCCAUAAGCUUAUUCUUCCUUUAAUAUUGUAAUUUUGUGCGCCAAUUGUGUACUCAAGAUAGCUGAAAUAGGUUAUUUUAACAUGCAUGAUCCAUAAGCUUAUUCUCCCUUUAACAUUGUAAUUUUGUGCGCCAAUUUUGUUAUUUCUCAUUUCAUUGACCUCAAUUAAAGGUAAAAACCAUACUAGUAAUCUCAUUUUUGAUUGGACUAGACCUCAUUCUCAAGUUCUUACCAAACUGAAUGCAAUAUUUAAAUCCUGUGAAUAUUGUAAAUAGAAAGGAUUUUUUUAGCUCUACUGGCCAAAGGCCAGAAGAGCUUAUGCGAUGGUAAUGUGUACGUAGUAUGUGCAUCCGUGCGGUUGUGCGUUCAUGCGUCUGUAAACAAUUGCUUGUGAACACGAUACAGUCUUUAGUUUUAAUUGUAUCUCGAUGAAACUUGUACAGUAUCUAGAAAUCCAUUAGAGCUUGGUUCCUUUCGAAAACCAGCCAGAUCCGCCCAUGCAUGCCUAGAUUAUGGCCCUUGAUAGUAUAAAAAAAUGCUAUUGUGUAAACAAUUGGUUGUGAACUUGAUACAGUCUUCUGAUUUUUGAUUGUAUCUUGAUGAAACUUGUACAAUAUUUAGAUAUCCAUUAGAGCUCGGUUCCUUUCGAAAACCAGCCAGAUCAGCCCAUGCAUGCCUAGAUUAUGGCCCUUGAGAGUAUAAAAAAAUGCUAUUAUGUAAACACUAGCUUGUGAACACGAUACAGUCUUCUGAGUUUUGAUUGUAUCUCGAUGAAACUUGUACAGUAUUUAGAUAUCCAUUAGAGCUCGGUUCCUUUCGAAAACCAGCCAGAUCAGCCCAUGCAUGCCUAGAUUAUGGCCCUUGAGAGUAUAAAAAAAUGCUAUUAUGUAAACACUAGCUUGUGAACACGAUACAGUCUUCUGAGUUUUUAUUGUAUCUCAAUGAAACUUGUACAGUAUUAAGAUAUUCAUUAGAGCUCGGUUCCUUUCGAAAACCAGCCAGAUCUGCCCAUGCAUGCCUGGAUUAUGGGUCUUGAAAGUAUAAAAAAUGCUAUUUUAAUUUAAGUCUAAGUCUAUUUUUAGCCAAGUCUACAUGAGCGAAGUCUAUUUUUAGCCAAGUUUACACAAUUGCUUGUGAAGGUUUGUUCAAAUUAUGCCCCUGGGGUCAUUACUGCCCCCCCCUCCCCACCCCACCCAUGAAGAUUGUCCCGCAAGGGACCAGUGCGGCAAAUGCAAACAACCUCUGCGACGUUGACGAAGGCCCAGGGAAGAGUUCUCUUUUCUUUGUAAGGGACUCCCUCCCCCCCCUUGAAUUGGGAAAUGUUAAAAACCUUUUUGUCUGAAACCACUAUGCAAAUCCUUGCUAUUUGGAACAAGGCUUUAUUUAGUGGUCCACUACCAUGGUUGUUCAAAUUAUGCCCCUUGGGUCAAAACUUGCACUGCCCUGGGUGUCACUAUUUCUUAGAGACUUAUUUAAGAAAUGUUUUCAAAAUCUUCUUGUUUCACCCAUACCUUUGAUAUUUGUUGUGGAGCAUCAUAUGAUGCAAUUGAAAACAUUUGAAAUAAUGCCCCUUGGGCAAAGGCUGGCCCCACCCCUUUUGACUUACGUAUUAAUUUUUAAAGCUACAGUAAUGUAAUUUUGACCAUGUGAAUAGUUUUGCAAACAAGCAUUAAUGUUGUCCUCGGAUGUCCUUGACUUUUAGCUUUGAGCGACUUUUUAUUUUUAAAGCUACAGAAAUUAAAUUUUGACGAUGGGUACAGUUUUGAAAGCAAAUAUUUUUUACCCUCAGAUUACCUUUACUUGGCACAUAUUAAAAUAGUUCAUGCGACUAAUCUGCUUACAACACUUCCUGUCCUCAGAUGUUUAACGUGCAGCAUUUUCAGCUAACCCAAACACUAAAAGUGAACUAUUUAUUUGUUGCCUAUUACUCAAACGUACAUGCUCUGGAUUGAAAAUGACCACAAGAGCCAUGCCAGUAGAGCAUAGGCCCUUUUGGGCCUCUUGUUUUGUUAUUAUAGUACCUUUUUCUCGACUGUUUAAAUUUAUAUAUAUAUAUAUAUAUAUAUCUCAAAAACCUAUGGGGGAAUAUGACUUAGGCCAUACAAAAUUGUUUUUUAUGUUCAGUAUGAAAACCCAUCUAGCAAUACUGAAAAAAACAACAACAAACCUCCGAAAUAACUAGAAUACCAAAUGGGAACAUCCUACAUGUAUGUAGAAUAUAGACAACCCCUUCUCAUUUGUCUGAUAGAUUUUGAUACAAUAUGAGUUCAAAUAAAACUUGAAUUUAAGUGUGUUUAAUAUGAGAAUUACACAGACUGCAUCAUUUUCUGACAAGACUACCAUUACAAAGUAUGAAUCAUGUUGUUUUCACUUGUGUUCUGUAGUUGGAAUUGUAAAUAAAACAAUAUUUAUUUCUUUUUGCAAAAUUGUUGAUCAUAUAAAAAAAAUUUUUAUUAGGAAGCCCAAAACCUAUCCAUAGAAGGUGGUUAACAUAGAAACAGUUUGUUAUGGCCUUACAGAGUGGAACCAUU